This is a messenger RNA of Trichoderma atroviride IMI 206040, 1077 nucleotides long. The record is from RefSeq and is a predicted model, not a curated record. Lineage: Eukaryota; Fungi; Ascomycota; Sordariomycetes; Hypocreales; Hypocreaceae.
AUGGGACAUAAGAAAAACGCCAGCACUGAGAUUGGGGACUCUCCCGCUGUUCUCUCAAAGAACAUGGACCCUUUUCCCGAAAAGUUUCUUCCCAUAUUCAUUCAGAAUCAGUUUCGAACGAAAAUUGAGCUGCCAACCAAAGAACGAUACCCAAAUGCACAAGGCAAAUGCGCAAUUAUCACAGGCUCAAAUACCGGACUAGGGUUUGAGUCAGCAAGGCAACUUCUCGCUCUUGGUCUCCCGCAUCUCAUUAUGGCGGUACGAUCUUUAGAAAAGGGAAACGAGGCGGCCAAGGUGCUUCGUGAUGCAAAUCCAGCAGCAAAGAUUGAUGUUUGGAAGCUGGAUAUGGAAUCAUACGAUUCCAUACAAGCCUUUGCCGACAAGUGCCACAAAGAACUCGAGCGUCUUGAUAUCGCCAUCUUGAAUGCAGGACUGAGUCCGCUAUCGUUUAGCACUUGUUCAACUGGCCAUGAGAAGACCAUGCAAGUCAAUCAUUUUGGUACAGCUCUAUUGGCAGUGCUUUUGCUUCCUUGCCUGAAAAGUAAAGCCGGGGGUAUAGAUUUACCUUGUCUCACAAUUGUCAACUCAGUUACGGCACACUUGUGCAAAUUCCCCAACAGAAACGAGCGCCCUCUUCUGGCUUCAUUUGAUGAUACAAAAAUUAUUGCCUUUGAUCCACAGGAGAGGUAUGGUGUGUCGAAAUUGAUAAACCAACUGUUCAUUGUCAAGCUGGCAGAUCUGGUAAACCCUGAUAACGUCAUCAUCAACAUGGUCGACCCAGGGCUUACAAAAGGCACAAGCCUCGGCAGAGAUGUUAAAGGGCCGCUGAGUUUCGCAUUGAAGGGCUUCUUGGGCGUUGCUGGAAGACCAGCCGAGAGGGGCAGCGCUACAUAUGUGAAUGCCGUUCUGGGCCAUGGAAAAGAUUCUCACGGGAGUUUUCUCAUGAACUGCAAGAACGCACCCCUCGCCUGUUGGUUCUACACGGAUGGGAGUCAACUGACGGAUUUGGUGUGGAAUGAGACGCUUCAAGAGUUCAAAUUCACCAACGUGGAAGAGAUAAUCCAGUCCAUGCAAUGA